AUCUAGAUUUGGGUUCUUGAUUCGAUUCGUUUAAUCAUGAGAUAAUUUUUGAAAUAAGAUUGAUUUAAGGUUCCACUUGGAGAUGAGUAAUUUUCGAGGAGAGAAGAGAAAUCUGAUGAAUAGAGCCAAGAUAUGAUUCAAGCUAUGGGUUUAUUUACUCUAUUGUUAUAACUUACUGUCACGAAUUAGGAAUGAACUACAAACUUCAUUCGUCCAGACUUACUUGUUGGAUCACUCUUACAGGAAUUGUGAGAAGCCUAUGAGAGAUUUUGAUGUAUCUGAUUUGAGAAUGCUUCUUCCUGCCGUGGUUAGUACACUGUACAAAGCUGUUAAGCAAAAUGGAGAAGUUACAUACGUGCACAGUGUACUGCACUGCUGGAAUGGGAAGGGCUCCAGCUAUUGUGGAAUUGAGCAAGUGUUGACUUCUGGCUGACUAAUACUGAGAAGGGAGAAAAAGGUCGUGCUUUUGGAAGCCGGAUGCCAUUAGAAACGGCAACAAUUGAUAUUGUGAAUAUCAGAUCAAAUGUUUGAUGUCUUGCUACUAAAAUAUGGGUUGCCAU
Molecule: messenger RNA, 560 nt
Organism: Arabidopsis arenosa
Lineage: Eukaryota; Viridiplantae; Streptophyta; Magnoliopsida; Brassicales; Brassicaceae
Source: the annotation of a GenBank genome assembly